This is a messenger RNA of Haliotis rubra (blacklip abalone), 2622 nucleotides long. RefSeq names its product pseudouridylate synthase 7 homolog. The record is from RefSeq and is a predicted model, not a curated record. Lineage: Eukaryota; Metazoa; Mollusca; Gastropoda; Lepetellida; Haliotidae. Bases 295 to 2148 code for a protein of 617 amino acids. The transcript is spliced from 16 exons. Gene Ontology annotation, molecular function: pseudouridine synthase activity; RNA binding. Gene Ontology annotation, biological process: pseudouridine synthesis. Gene Ontology annotation, cellular component: nucleus.
CGGUGUAACUGUAAACUAAUACACGUGCGGGUAUCAUAAUCACGUCAAUACUUCACUUGUUGAAUAACAAAAUGACCAUGACGUAACGAAUUAUUCUUCCGCGUGUCAACAGUUUCCAUAUAUCGGAUAUUAAUGUUUCUCCAUAAUUGAACAAAUGUGUAGGUUUUGUAGCAAUUUUCUCGUUUGACAAAUUGUUUUGCAGACGGUUUCACUAACUGAGUGACUGGUGUGUCGUAUGGACCUCUAGAUGGUAAAUUACUAAACUUUUCAAAUACUAAGAGUUUGCAAUACAAUAUGGAUUCGGACGCCGUCGCAGAAACCAGCCCACCUCCAGCUAAAAAGGUGAAGAUAGAAAGUGAAGUGACUAAAACAAGUGAGAACAAGACAGUGUCAGAAGACACGAAGCCGAAGGGCAGUUCAGCGGAAACAACUGCCACAAGCAGUGACACAAACGGCCAUGUCGCCGAGUCUGAUGUGGGGAUUACCCAGUAUGUCAGCAGUCAUCAAGGGUUCACUGCCAUAAUAAAACAGAGGUACUCCGAUUUCAUCGUUAAUGAAGUCAGUGAUGAAGGAACGGAAGUGCACCUCACAUCUACAGACCUGCCACAAGAAGUGGAGGAACAGGUUGGCAGCGGUACGUUUUACCAGAAGAUGAAUGUUCACAGGUGGCCGACCCAUGACCCAGACGUCCUGUCGGAGGAGGACAGAGCCAAGCUGCAAACACUGCUGGAUGACGCUGACAAGAAGGCGUCCAUCUUGCUUGAGAUGAUGAAGGUGUCGGCUGUGGCACCAGAUGAUGAAGGUGUUGAAGGUGUUGAAGCUGUGCUGGCACCAGUUGAUGAAGCUGCUAUUGCAGGCAGUGGAGGAGGAUGGGACAAAGAAAAUGCUCAGCCAUCACUCAUCCCUAAACAGCAAAAGCAGACCAACGAACACGCCCGUGAAUGGAAGCCGAGUCGCGGCAAUUACUGCCGCUUUGUGUUGUACAAGGAAAACAAGGAUACUAUGGAUGCCAUCAACCUCAUCUCAAGACUAGCAAGGUUGAAAACUCAGCUGUUCAGCUAUGCAGGUACAAAGGACAAACGAGCUAAAACAUCACAGGAAAUCACUGCAUUCAGAGUCACUGCCAACAAGCUUCAGGCUGUCAACACAAAACUCCGCAACAUGAUGAUGGGUAACUUCAGACUGGUGUUUACACGACCGGAUUUCAUCAACUACUACGGCAUGCAGAGGUUCGGCACCACAUCCAUUCCCACACAUCAUGUGGGCAGGGCUCUGCUGCACUCACAGUGGAUGGAAGCGGUGGAUCUCAUCCUCAAACCACGGAAAAGUGGGGAUGACAGUAUGAAGAAGUGCCGCGAGGAGUGGGGCAAAUCACGUGAUCCAAGCGCUGCUCUGAGGUAUGUCCCCAGUCAUCACAACAUCGAGAGGACUUUGCUGGAGACACUGAUGAAGCAGGGCGAGACCAGCUACGCCAAUGCUCUGCAGGCGCUGCCAAGAAAUACCCGGCUCAUGUAUGCCCAUGCCUACCAGAGUUACGUGUGGAACUCCAUGACUUCUCGCAGACUGGCGGAGUUCGGUUACAAGGUGAAGGUCGGGGACCUGGUCAUCCCGCACAGCAUCAACUGGGAGGGGAGAGGAGGGGAUGACGAGUCAAAGUUGCAGCCGACAGUUGUGACAGAGGAGAACCAAUCAGAAUACAGCAUACAGGACCUGGUGUUGCCCCUCCCCGGACAUGAUGUCAUCUACCCUGAUGGCGAGGUGGGCUCAUGGUACCGAGAGCUGAUGGAGAAGGACGACCUUGACAUUGACAACAUGAAACAGAAGAACAAGGAUUAUUCCCUGCCUGGUGACUAUCGCCACCUACUGGUGACCCCAAGAGAUGUGACCUGGGACGUGGUUACCUACAAUGACUUCACAGUCCCACUCUCACAGGGAGAUCUCGAUGUGAUGUUUAACAAACCUCAACCAGAGAGUGUCAAGGAGGGCAAGUUCCGAGCUUUACGACUGGAGUUUUCCCUUCCCUCCUCAACCUACGCAACAAUGGCUCUGCGAGAAAUCCUCAAGAUUGACACUUCCUCCACUUUCCAGACUUCGCUGAAUGUGACGACACCAACAGAUAGUGAACCAGUUAAAUCCACAGUCAGAUAGUGAACCAGUUAAAACCAUGGUCAGAUAGUGAACCAGUAAAAGCCAUGGUCAGAUAGUGAACCAGUUAUAACCAGUCAGUGCCAGUUUGCAUGGUGAAUGACACGACACAGCUUUGAUAAACUUGCUUUAACAAGCUGGUUUCGGGUAGAUGAUGCCCAGAGCAGAGCUUGAGUCUGAUCCAGCAGCUGGAAACCUCAUUAGGUGACUUUGACAUGUCACCAGCGCCACCUACUGGACACGAGGAGAAUCAACAAACAGAUGAUUCCUGGAAGUGUUUCUGGGGUAUAUAAUCGGGGUUACUAAUGCAAGCUAUUGUAUUCCUGCUCUAUACUCAAACCUCCUGUAUGUGGCCAUAGAAGAAGACUCAUUGACUGGACAUUGGUUUUGACCUCUAAAGGUCACCACAGUUGGGAAAAGAUUGGACAUAUAUUUUUGCUUCUGUAUAAUAAAUUGUUUGGGCAUUUUGUCUCUAUA